This is a messenger RNA of Spodoptera exigua (beet armyworm), 753 nucleotides long. The record is from the annotation of a GenBank genome assembly. NCBI's taxonomy places the organism in Eukaryota, Metazoa, Arthropoda, Insecta, Lepidoptera, Noctuidae.
AUGCUUCAAUGCGAUUUAUGCGGUGGGUCCAACGUGCCGCCCCCAUUAGCGGCUCACAUGAGAACAAGUCACCCGGGCUGUAAGAACCCAACCACUAAGGGUUUCGACCGGACUGGCACCUACCAGCUGACCAACCCGCAACCAGGACAAGAGCUGCCCCCCACCUCGUACUGCGGACAAAUGGCUCAGAUUUACCAGCUGUGGUACAUGUUCUGCGAGAAAUGUUACGAGAAGGCGAUCAAGGCAGCCCCCUCCAUCCGACAGGGACGAUCCAAGAGGGCUGAGAUGGUGGUCUUCGAGCGGCUGGAACAACCAGUCAGCAUUGACCAUUGCACCAUCAAGGAGAACGCCAUAUUUCUCCUGGAUCUAGCGCCGCUAACAAAUCCUGAACCGAUCAGCAUGUCGGCUUGGGCAGACAACUCGUCCCGUAGUCCACCGACUCCGCCAGGCAGUGUCUGGCAACCAGCGCCACCGUUCCAGUGCCUGCCUGCACUAGGGGCCGCUCCCAAAGCGUUCGCGGCAUCUGACGCAGCUCGCUACCAUUCUCUGGGUAGACCGAUGCCGCCUGCAGUAGCACCAUUGACGUCAGCAUUUGGCGGCAUAGAGGGUAACACAAGUUCCAACUGGCCUCGAGUACAUCGCUCCGUGUCGAUGGGCCAAGCAGGCGGGCGGGACCUGGCCAACGCGGCCCGACCUCCACUCGCUCGUGACACUCCAAUGGACCAGGACACACUCACCGGCAAGUCAUAUUAA